AUGGUUCCUAUAGUGGAAGCAUGCUCCAUGACAGUCCAGCGUUAUGUUAGUGUUGUGUAAAUAAAAUUGUCAAGCACUACCAGAGAAUCUUAGAAGUACAUCUUGUAGGGAGCAUAGUAAUUGGCAUAUCUGAUGGUAACUUCUUAUCAUUCUUCAUCCAAACACACACAGUUGCACAAAUGUGUGUAUUCUGGUUUCUACUCCGGAAAGGAUUUUGGGAUUUAGAUUUCAGUUGUCUUACCAUUGUGUAGUAAGAGAGAGAGAGAGUGUGUGUGUGUGUGUGUGUGUGUGUGUGUGUGUGUGAGUGUGUGUGAUCAGGCAAAAAUUAAAGGGGUGGGCUUAUGGACUGCUUGAUGAUUGGUUGAACAAAGUCAGGGCCAGAGGAUUAAAGGAUUUUCAGCACAAAGCCAGUGAGAGAGAGCACAACGUGCAAGAGAAGGACAAGUGGAUACUGAGAAUGUGUGGGAAAACCUGUAUUAGAAGAAAGAGGGAUAGGCAGAGAGACUAAAGAAUAGAGCAAGAGGAAAGGACUGUAAGACAGAGGGACGUGUGAUCUAGAGACAUUUAGAUGCUAAGAAUGAAUGAUAAUAGUGAAAAAGACAGACAGAAAACACAUAAUAGAACAGAUGGACAGAGGAAGAUAGAUUUGUCACUGAGCUCUAACUCUUGAUCCAGUCUUUUCGAGACAAAAAUCGCAGUGUGCAGGUAGAUGCUAGCAAGUAAAGUGUGAAGAAAAGUGUGAGCAUUAGCAACCUAUUCUACAAGUGUAUGUGCGUGUGUGUGUGUAGUUUCAAAUCCCAGCCAUCAUAAUGCUGGACGAGGUGGAGAUCGACCCUGUAACACUGAACCUGAUCAUCCUCGUCACCAGCUACGUCAUCCUGCUCCUCGUCUUCCUCAUCUCCUGCAUGAUGUACGACUGCCAAGGCAGAGACCCGAGCAAAGAGUACGCUCCCGAUCCAAUAGCCGGCACCAACCAUACACCCAUCCGCCUCGUCGUCAUGCAGAACUCGCCCACCUGCUGGGACAACACCGGAGCAGUCGCAGGGCAAAGGGAGAAGAAGAUCACAGUGGUGUAGAGCUGUUUUUCCAGGAGCUAGGGGAUGAACUUAUACAUCAACUACUGGAAAAUGGAGACACGUGGAAUAUUUUAAAACUCGAGGCAACAACAUCGCUUGCAAAUUGCAAUCCGAGUGCAAUGUAGAGCUUUUAGUGUGUGUCUCUUGACUAUAAACAGUCUAUGGUAUAGAUUAAAUAUUCUCUGCUAUGUUUUUGCAAGUGACUCAUCAAGAAUAAUGGCACAGUGACUGCUGACCUGUGUUUCUUUGACAUCGAAAGGAAAUCUUGCACGACUUCCUGGUUGCAUUUUUU
Molecule: messenger RNA, 1368 nt
Organism: Ictalurus furcatus (blue catfish)
Lineage: Eukaryota; Metazoa; Chordata; Actinopteri; Siluriformes; Ictaluridae
Product: small integral membrane protein 36-like
Exons: 1
Coding region: 810-1076 (88 amino acids)
Source: RefSeq, a predicted model, not a curated record